CCAAUUUUAAAAGUCCAAACCAAACAAAAUCCCACAAACCAAAUCAGAGUAUUUAGACCACACCACGGCGCAGGAAGGCAAAAAAGAAAAGAAAACAAGAAAUGAGCGGUAUUGAAGGGAAGCUGAGCUCAUCGAGCUCCGAAUUGGACUUGGAUCGACCCAACAUCGAAGAUUAUCUCCCUUCCGGAUCCUCCAUUCAUGAACCCCGCGGCAAGCUUCGUCUACGGGAUUUACUUGAUAUUUCUCCCACUUUAACUGAAGCUGCUGGUGCCAUAGUUGAUGAUUCAUUCACUCGGUGUUUUAAGUCGAAUCCUCCUGAACCAUGGAACUGGAAUGUGUAUUUGUUUCCUCUGUGGUGUUUUGGUGUGGCUAUUCGGUACUUGGUUUUAUUCCCUGUGAGGGUUAUAGUUUUGACGAUAGGAUGGAUAUUAUUUCUGUCAUCUGUCAUUCCUGUACACUUUCUACUCAAAGGGCACGAUAAGCUGCGGGAAAAGAUGGAGAGGUUUCUGGUGGAGCUCCUCUGCAGCUUCUUUGUUGCAUCCUGGACUGGAGUGGUUAAGUACCAUGGACCACGGCCUAGCAUGCGGCCCAAGCAGGUGUUUGUGGCCAAUCAUACUUCUAUGAUUGAUUUCAUCAUAUUAGAACAGAUGACUCCAUUUGCUGUGAUUAUGCAGAAGCACCCUGGAUGGGUUGGACUUAUACAGAGCACUAUUUUAGAGAGUGUAGGGUGUAUUUGGUUUAACCGUUCAGAGGCGAAAGAUCGUGAAAUUGUAGCAAAGAAGUUAAGGGAUCAUAUUCAGGGGGUUGACAAUAAUCCUCUUCUUAUAUUUCCUGAAGGGACCUGUGUAAACAAUCAAUAUAGUGUUAUGUUUAAGAAGGGUGCAUUUGAACUUGGUUGCACAGUUUGCCCGAUUGCAAUCAAGUACAAUAAAAUUUUUGUUGAUGCAUUUUGGAAUAGCCGGAAGCAGUCCUUCACAAUGCAUCUGUUGCAGCUUAUGACAUCCUGGGCUGUUGUUUGUGACGUGUGGUACCUAGAGCCCCAAAAUCUAAAACCUGGAGAAACACCAAUUGAAUUUGCAGAGAGGGUAAGAGACAUAAUAUCUGUCCGAGCAGGUCUUAAAAAGGUUCCAUGGGAUGGAUAUUUGAAGUACUCUCGUCCUAGCCCUAAGCAUACAGAACGAAAACAACAAAGCUUUGCUGAAUCUGUGCUUCGGCGACUGGAAGAAAAGUGAUACCGUAAUGUACGUUUGUUUAGUUGUCUUCAUCGAUAACGAGAGGCAUAUCUGCUCACUUAAUUUCCCAUUUGUUGUAUGCUGAUUUUUUUUUCUUAGAAUUAGUCGGUGGUUUUGGUCAGCACUCAUAGUCUUUUUUUCCUGUACAUCUGGUUGAUGCUUGGAACUGUUUGUGUGUGUGUGUGUGUGUGUGUUUUUUUUUUCGGCUUUUCGAUCAAAAGAAUACAGUAUAAUGGCGGCAAUGAUCAGCUGGCCUGGCCCAGUUACGUCCAUUUCAUGUGUACAUAAAAUAUGACCCGUAAGCUGCACGAGACCAAAAACACAAAUGAAGAAAAAUUCGAGCUA
Molecule: messenger RNA, 1577 nt
Organism: Durio zibethinus
Lineage: Eukaryota; Viridiplantae; Streptophyta; Magnoliopsida; Malvales; Malvaceae
Gene: GPAT9
Product: glycerol-3-phosphate acyltransferase 9
Biological process (GO): triglyceride biosynthetic process
Cellular component (GO): endoplasmic reticulum
Molecular function (GO): glycerol-3-phosphate O-acyltransferase activity
Source: RefSeq, a predicted model, not a curated record